AUGUCUAAGGACUCAAUGGAAGAGUCAGGCACAUACCCAUUAAAUGCGAGACAAGAGCAUUAUUUAAAACGAGAGUUAUUAAAAUUUCAGCUUGAACAUGAAUUUCAACAACUGAAUGAAAAAGAAGCCCUACGGACGUUUGGUUAUCCAUUUUCAUCUACUGAUCCUAAAGAAUUGAACAAAAAUGCAUCUAAAUUUACCAAAACCCAAAAAGAUGAUAGAUCGGGAAAUUUAGAGACUUCGACAGUUACUGAUUUUCCAAUGUUAAGCUAUUUAUUAAGAGAAUUUAUUAUGACAUUUCCUUUAUUUGCUAAAAAUGUAUCUAUUGAUGAAGCCUUUUGGCAAACAAAAGUUCAAGUAUUUUUUGAACAUUUCACAGAUCUAGGUUUCAGCGAUAGUUUUGAUCUAGAGCAUGAUACUAAAAGGAAGAAAUUAGGCCAGAAGUUUACAAAAUUAAUACUAUUAUUAUUUAAUUCUGGACUUGGUACUAAGAAUGAAGUAACAUACUAUGAAGUAGAUAAAAAAUUCAGCUUGAAUAAAGAUACUAGAAAACGAUCAAAGAUUGAAGAAUUUACAAUACCGACAAGAGAAGGGAUAAGGGACUUGAUUACGAAUGAACCCGUUUAUAUCAAUAGCUGGGAUGUUAAUGUAGUUGCUAUCAUACAUGAUUCGACGUUACAAAAAAUCACACCUUUGGUAAAUGCAUCUACGUUACCAUCAAGUUCGACAAGUUCACUCUACUCUGUGAAUCCAUUGAAGUCAACUUCCCGUUGGGUGAAGGAUACUUUUGCAGUUCAAUCGUCUACUACAUCUUUAUUCUCUAAACUUUCAUUAAAUGGAAGUACAAACAAUACGACUGUAACAUCUUCCUCUGUAUCUGUUAAGGAUACUAUAAUAGCCCAGAAGAAAUCAGGUAAGAAGCAUUUCAUACUUAAAAUAAAAAGACCUGAAACCUCAGAGGCUGUGUAUGUGGUUAAACCAUAUACUAGUUUUAAGAACUUGGCGGCAGAUCUAGUGAUCCAAUUUCCCGGUAAGAAAUUACCACGUAUACCUCAUAAAAUUAAGAAAAGAUCUCAAUUGCAUAAAGUGAGAAGUACAACUAGCAUUAGCUCCAAGAAAAGUAUUUCAUCAAACGCCAAAAACGAAUCUUCUAUCCAAAUUACACCAUCAAUUGAUGAGUCAUUUGCCGACGAAGAUGAAUUGCUAGAUCAAGAUAAAGAAGGUAAUGCUAUUGAGGAUGAUGAUGAGGAUUUUGGAGACAUUGAAUUUGGCUAUGAUGACUUAAUGGAUGAUAAAUUACGUACAUCGUUGAGACAGUACAUUAGAUCUUUAUGUGAUGAUGAGGAAAUUUCAUUGUCAUCACCAUUGAUUAAAUUUUUUGAUUCAGAUAAGAUAGCUAAAGUAGAUGACCUCCGAGACUCUGAAAUUAGAAUAGAUAUGAAGAGAAGAGAAAAUAUAGAUAUUUCAAAUCUAGAAACUCAAUUAGAUUUUCAAAAAUUGGCUCUUGAACGAUCCCUUAUUCUUCAGGACUCGAUGAAGGAAUUUAAGAACAAUUUGUUAAAGGAUGAUGACUAUUUACUUGGUUUAGCACAUGAAAUUAAAGAAAAGACAAGUAUUAAAGAUUUAUCUCCGAUAUUUCAAGAUUUCAUUGAAUGGUUUAAGAUAUAUUUUGCAUCUUUAAUCUUUCAAACGUUUAUCGGUCAUGAUAAUAGUUAUGGUUUUUACACUCAAAUAAGACGUUUACAUAAGUUAAUGCCGUAUACUAUGAUGGAACAAAUAGUAAGAUUUACUAACCCGAUGGCUAUGAUGAAGGGACUUAUUGAUUUAUUUAUGGCUCAACCACCUCAGUUACUAGGAGGAGGCCAAUCUCUGUUACAGACAAUGUUUUCAACUAUUCUAACAGAUGACUUGCGUAUAUAUAAAAACCGUGUCAAAGAUCAAGAAAAUUUGAUAAUUAAGGAAUCAGAUGAUACCUUAGCAACAAAAACAGUGAUAAAAUGUCUUAGAUCGUUUGUCUUGGACAAAGAAGAUGGUAAGAAACUGUUUACAAUGCAAGAUGUACAUGAGGAGGCUACCACUAUGAACAUGCCUGCAGUUUUAAUAGUACUGAUGAAAUGUGACGAUUUAAAAUUAAUCUCUAAUAGUGCAGUUACUCAAGUGAUUGAAUCCUAUACAACAUGGAAGAUCAACGCAGACAAUGGUUCAAUGGGUAUAUCUGUUGGUAAUAACUCAACUAGUCCACUUGCCAGUAAAGAAGAUGGAUCUUUGUAUUUCCAAAGAGUGAAAGAGUUGUUUAUCCUAUAUAUUAAGGAGCAUGAUAAACGAUUAAUGAGACAAUUAUGGCAGGAUUCAGAAUUAUUAGCUCUUUUAAAAGCUAUUGUGACAUUAGUAUAUGAACCAAUGGUUCGUUUAUUUAAAGUAGCAAAGAUGGAUGUUGCUCUAAGAAAUUUUGAAAAGUUUAUGACUGAUUUGAUUAAAUUACUUGAUAUGAUUAUUGAUGGUCGUGCAGGAGCCUCUACCCAAUUCAAUGUAAUUGACAGUAUUUAUAAUUUAAUUACGAAACAUCAGGAUUCAUUUUUUGAAUUUUUACAUGAUAUUUAUAUUAAUGAUACUGAACAAAUUUUUGAAGGAUUUAUUCUUUGGUUCGGUAAAAUUAUUAAAUUUUUACAAACAAGUAAAUAUGGAUCUGAAAAACAACGUACAGAUCUCAAUGCAUUACUAUUAGAGGCACAAGAUGAUCUUGGAGUUGAUAUUGACAUUGACUUAUUAAAGAAACAAAUUGAUGAAGUAAUUGCUAAGAAGUCUAGUGCACGUAAAGUUUAUAAAGAGAUUGUUGAUUUACGUACUCAAAAUGAUUCCAGCAAUUUGAAAGGGAACCAAAAGGGGGUGUCGAUAGAGACAAACAUGAAGAAGAAAUGGUCGGAAAUUAAUGGAAAUAUUAUGCCAGAAAGUACCAUGAAUGCAGGGUUAGGAGAUGGUGAUUUAGUUGAUUUAGAUAUAGAUACUAAAGAUUUAGAUUCCGAGGGAUUGGAUUGUUUGAAGGAUGCAGAUGGUACAGAUUUAGAGGCCAAAUACCAUGCAAUUCUUGAGCAAGAGAUAGAUGAAAGUGAAAUACAUAAAUUUACAGACAAGUACACCAGAGACAUUCUAAAGUGUACGCUUGGUAAUAUUUAG
This is a messenger RNA of Maudiozyma saulgeensis, 3174 nucleotides long. The record is from the annotation of a GenBank genome assembly. NCBI's taxonomy places the organism in Eukaryota, Fungi, Ascomycota, Saccharomycetes, Saccharomycetales, Saccharomycetaceae.